Molecule: messenger RNA, 1648 nt
Organism: Portunus trituberculatus (swimming crab)
Lineage: Eukaryota; Metazoa; Arthropoda; Malacostraca; Decapoda; Portunidae
Exons: 3
Coding region: 77-1648 (523 amino acids)
Cellular component (GO): extracellular matrix
Source: RefSeq, a predicted model, not a curated record
CACCUUCAGAACCACUUCCACCCCUUGUGCUCCUCCCAGAAAGCCACUCCCGGACCACUCUCAGGAAGCAGCGGCCAUGGGUCACUGCCACCAGGAUAUCACGUGGGCGCAACACCGGAAGCCUCAGGCGGCACUGUUAUAUAGUAGUGCCAAGGCGUGUGCGUACCAGACAGAACUCCUAAGUGCUGAAGACAUGGCACAGUGUUGGUGGAGCGUCGCGGUGGUGGUAGUGGCGGUGGUGGUGGCGGCGCCCGGCGCGACGACAGAGAGAACCGAGGCGUGCCAUAUAACGCCCUCAGACACUCCGGGCAAGAUGGACGUCUCCUGUGACUGCAUGCAACGCCUGGCCAAGGUGGACGUGUCUGUGUCGACGCUCACCAUCAACCAGACGGGGUGCGCACGCCCCGGCCUGGAGGUGGAAUGGGGCGAGCUGGAGGCCGAGGUGGCGCCCUCCACACUGGUGCUGGUGGACGCCCGCGUGUACUUCACUCAGCAGCCCGUCCCCCCGACUCGGCCAGCCUCCAUCACCGCAGUGCACUUCAUCAACUGCUCCUUCGUGGAGCUGCCAGCCCACGCCUUCCAGGGCCUGCAGCAGCUGAGGGAGGUACGGCUGUUAGGCGGCGCUGCGGCAGUGGUGCGCCGAGGGGCCUUCACAGGGCUGCCACUCCUCCGCCUAGUGGAGGUGGUGGACGUCAGCCUGGCCGUGGUGGAAGGCGGGGCGUGGGCCAGCCUGCCGGCGCUGCGGGACCUCAUCUUGGCGCACUGCAGCAUCGGGAACCUGCACCCCCUGGCCGUCAACCUGAGCCGGACAACCACCGCAGAGGAGGAGGAGCAUGCGUGCGCUGCGGCGCGGAGCCCAGACCGUAGCCGUGUGCUGGAAGUGCUAUCUUCCCGUCAGGCAUCAUUCCGUGACACCAACAUGUCCUUGCCGGACUUCGGGUCUCAGCUGCUGCUCUACAACAACAGCAUCGAGGUGGUGCAGCAGCGCGCCCUCAGUGGCGACGCCUUCGGGUUCCUGAUCCUGGUGGACAACGUGGUGGGACACAUGGCGGCCUCAGCGCUGGACAUGGAGCUGCAUAGCCCCUGCGAGGUGAGCGCCGCCAUGUUGGUGGACAACACUCUGGCGGCCGUGGAGGACGGGACGCUGGCCGCGCUGCGGGGCAGACAGGGGGCGCCGCUCCGCACUUUCCUGGCCCUCAACAACAACACCUGGAGCCGCGCCACGCCUCACGCCUUCACGCUGCACGAAAACAUGCUCCUCUUCUCGGCGGCAGACAACACCUUCUCCUGCCGCUGCGCCGCUCUGCGCUGGGCUGCCACCGCGCCCACCACAGAGGUGCAGCAAGACUUGCAGGAGGCGCUGGUGGCGCACAGUGUCUGCCGCGACGGCUCCAGGCUGGCCGCCUUCCUAGCCACCUGCAGGGACAACCCUGUGCCCCGCCAACACACAUUGUACCCCGCCCACCAUCAACCCCCGACCCUCAACCACCCACACCCACAUCCCCUCACACCCAACCAACGCCACCACUACCACCACUACCACCUCACCCUCCACCACUCACACCCCGCCUCCGUCACACACCUCCCACACUUCCACUACAACCACUCCACCCUCCUCACCUUCCUGGCAGCUUAUGUGUUGCUGUAG